CCCUAUUUCUCAGCUCCAUCGCCCUGCAUACAUAGACGAGUGGUUGCUCUCGUACCUUAAAAGCCAACUUCAAUAUCAACCUGACCCGAAAUGGACGGGCCAACGUCGACGGAACCGAUUAUCGAGGAUCCAUGUAUCUUGGAGCAUCCACCGCCGUCGGAAAUUGACGGCGGAGGCGGAGUGGAAACUCAGACGGUUCAUAAGACCCCAGAAGAGCUAGUGGCCAAAGCCAUCGCUCCAGUGAAGAGGGAAUAUCUUCGUCCUCCCCCUCAAAGACAUCAUAGUGACGGCAAUAGUGACGUUACCGGACUCCAAAAUGAUGACGCUGCAGAGGCUAAGUCCAAUCCUCUGCUCAAAGAGAAGAAAUCCAAACGUCAACUCAAACGUGAACGUCAUCAGGAACAAAAAUCUCAUCCUAAUCUUUGUCCCAUGGUGGCAAAAACUGGGAAAGUUAGUUCGUGUCCUUAUAGUGAUAAGUGCCGCUUUAGCCAUGAUGUGGAUGCUUUCAAUGCUCAGAAACCAGCUGAUAUAGAGGGUACAUGCCCUUUCCUGGAUAAUGAUGGGCCAUGUCCUUAUGGAUUGGCUUGUAGAUUUGCAGGUACACACAAAGAUGAUCUACCAGUGGAGACUUUGAAGAGUAAUAGGCAUUGUUCUGAAUUAAAUGUAUUGAACAAGGAAACUCAGAAGCUUUUGUGGAAACAUAAAGUGAAGUUCACCAAGGCUAAUGCUGCACUCAAACAUCUUGGGAUUAAGAGUCUGGCAAAAAAUAAUAAGUUUGCCAAUCCAGAGGAAGAUGAUCAAAUUGAUACAAAUGGCUCUUCCACUAUUGAUGACAAUGAAGCUCCUGCUGAUGCUAAUAUCAAACUGGAGAGCUCUCUUCUAGUAACAGGUGAAGAAGGUCUAGAUGAUACUGCUGUGAUUGAAGAUGAUAGACCACAAAAGAAGGCUAAAUCUUCUACUAACGAAACAGCUACUUUCGUUGAUGUUAACAAUGCUUCAAAUAUCCUAGAGAAAGAUCUUCCAAAGAGCCAUGAUGGAGAUGCAUCUGUAGGAACUGCAGUGCUUUCAGCAGCUACAAAUAUCCAGGAGAAUAAUCUUCAAAGGAGCCAAGACAGAGAUACAUCUGCAGCAACCAUAGAUCCUCCUGUUGCAGAGACGGAUAAAAGCCUUAAAGUUCAUCCACGUGAGAAAAAGCUUAUUGAUUUCAAAGAGAAACUUUACCUUGCUCCUCUGACAACAGUAGGGAAUCUACCCUUCCGAAGGGUUUGCAAGGUGCUGGGAGCUGAUGUAACCUGUGGUGAGAUGGCAAUGUGCUCAAAUCUUUUACAGGGUCAAGCAUCAGAAUGGGCACUGCUAAGGCGACACUCAUCUGAAGACUUUUUUGGUGUUCAAAUCUGUGGACAAUAUCCAGAUACAGUUGCAAGAACUGUUGAGCUUAUUGAGCAGGAGUGCUCAGUGGACUUUAUUGAUAUUAACAUGGGAUGCCCAAUUGACAUUGUAGUUAGCAAAGGUGCUGGGUCAUUUCUUCUUACAAAACCGAUGCGAAUGAAAAGUGUCAUAGCAGGGGCUACUGCAACUGUUGAUACACCAAUAACCAUAAAGGUACGAACAGGUUAUUUUGAGGGGAAAAACCGCAUUCAUUCCUUAAUAGCUGAUAUUGGAAACUGGGGAGCUACUGCAGUUACUAUACAUGGUCGAUCACGUCAGCAACGCUACAGCAAGCUUGCUGACUGGGGAUACAUCUACCAAUGUGCACAAACUGCCCCCAAGUCAUUGCAAAUCCUUGGCAAUGGUGAUGUAUUCUCUUAUGUAGACUGGAACAAACACAAAAACGAUUGCCCUGAGCUUUCUACAUGUAUGAUUGCUCGAGGUGCAUUGAUAAAGCCUUGGAUAUUUACUGAAAUCAAGGAACAGAGACACUGGGAUAUUAGCUCUGGGGAACGGCUGGAUAUCUUGAAGGACUAUGUGCGUUUUGGCCUUCAACACUGGGGUUCUGACUCAAAAGGCCUGGAGACUACCAGGCACUUCUUGUUAGAGUGGCUUAGUUACACAUGCCGAUAUAUUCCAGUUGGUCUGUUAGAUGUAAUCCCUCAAAGAAUAAAUUGGCGAUCACCUGCAUAUUAUGGUCGAGAUGACCUUGAGACACUGAUGGCUUCUGAUUCUGCUGCCGAUUGGAUCAGGAUCUCCGAAAUGUUACUUGGCAAGGUUCCUGAGGGGUUUUCAUUUGCCCCAAAACACAAAUCCAACGCCUACGACACAGCAGAAAAUGGCUAAUAUCAAUCUCUUCCUAUCUGCUCUUUCAGAUUGGAGUUUCAGGGGCGCCAACAAGGGCCUGCUUUGCUCAAGCUUUGAGCCGGUCUGCAUUCAUACCUUGCUUUAAGAGAUACUCUUGUAUUUUAGUAAUAAUAUUUUUAAAAUUUAUCUGAGAGCUGUGGGUUUCUGGAAGCUCUUAAAUUUUGGAAUAUGAGGAUUUCUAUUCUUACGGUUGAUCUUUGUAUUGUGACUUAUGAGGAAAUGAAGUGCCUAUUAUUCCUGGGUGUUUUUGGUAUAUU
Molecule: messenger RNA, 2552 nt
Organism: Ipomoea nil (Japanese morning glory)
Lineage: Eukaryota; Viridiplantae; Streptophyta; Magnoliopsida; Solanales; Convolvulaceae
Product: tRNA-dihydrouridine(47) synthase [NAD(P)(+)]-like
Exons: 10
Coding region: 91-2274 (727 amino acids)
Biological process (GO): tRNA processing
Molecular function (GO): metal ion binding; tRNA dihydrouridine synthase activity; RNA binding
Source: RefSeq, a predicted model, not a curated record